UUUUCUCCAUAUUCACCAAUUUGUGAGAAUUUAUUUAUUUGCUUGGACCCCACAUAACAGACGACUUUUAUUCUCUAGUUUGUAGCCACAACAGCAUAUUUCUCCACCACUGAAUAGCUGCUAUGCAGGUUGUUCCUGUGAAGUCAGCAAAGUUUCACUGUUGAGACCCUUAUCAGCCACUUUCACAUGACCGACGAGUGCGUUGUCAGUGGACAUCUAUCAGUCAUGUUAGGGUAUGUUUGUGCACACACCCUUGAAGCAAAAAACAGAGUAACUCAUUGUCUAGGCCUAUAUUUUAAAGGCCUAUUUUUUAAACCAACGCACACAUAUUUUUUUAGAAGAAUUUGGCUGAUCAACAGUCAAGAGUUCUGUGCAAAAAGAUGGUGUCCACCAAACAUUCAUGCAGUUUUAGUGACAGACUUUCCAGAGAAACAGGAGCGAUGCAGUUAUUUUAAGCUUUAAUUCCUCUCCAGUCCUAAUGGUUCCUGAAUGGAGUGAUUGUAGCACACAUUUCCUUUGAGGCUAGGAACGUCAGGAGGGGGUGGGGCAGGGAAUUGGGCUGGGGUUGAGGAAUGCCACAUUGUGUUUAGCCUUUUGUUCCCAUCACUUUGGGCAGUCUCAGAUGACUCUGACACGGCAAACAAUCACCUCCCUCCCAGCCGUCACAGAUACAAUGAGAAGGACAGUUAGCACGAAACAGGAAGCACCAACUCUAAACUCUGUGGCAGGACAGAACAGCCCGUCGCUCCUCGAGGGAGGAGUUGUGUACAGCUCCUUAUUUGGUUGAGAGUGAUCACAUGGGCUGCCGCGUCUGAACAACAGUUGUGAAGAAGUCAGAGAACUUCGAACUCUGGCGAGCCCAGGAGACUUGGGGUGAGACAGAGAAAAAAAGACUCAAGGAAUAUAACACUGAGCACAUGGUGUGAGGGAAAAUGCCCACAAACUUCACAGUGGUGCCGGUGGAGGACACCCCUAUAUCAAAUCCAGACUAUGAUGAAGAGAUAAUGAAAGAAGAGGACAAGGACGAGCCAUACACGGCAGCGGGACCCAAUUCAGGUGACGAGACUCCAAGAGAAACCAGCUCUUUAAUCAGUACAGAUCAUGAUGACAGCAUCUAUGGCAAGAAUAUGGCUCUCUAUGAGGAUGAGAUGGACAGCACACCGAUGGUGUCAUCUCUCCUCAACAAACUGGCCAACUACACCAACAUAACCCAGGGGGCCGUCGAGCACGAGGAAGCGGAGAGUGAGGAUGGGAUUCAGAGGGUCACCGUAAAUGGCCCUCAAAUGGGCACAUUUAUAGGUGUGUUCCUGCCGUGCAUGCAGAACAUUCUGGGUGUGAUUCUUUUCCUGCGGCUCACAUGGAUAGUGGGUACCGCGGGAAUCGUGGAGGCCCUUGCUAUCGUCUUCAUGUGCUGUUCUUGUACCAUGCUGACUGCAAUUUCAAUGAGUGCCAUUGCGACUAAUGGUGUAGUGCCUGCUGGUGGUUCAUACUACAUGAUCUCCAGAGCAUUAGGCCCAGAGUUUGGAGGAGCAGUGGGUUUGUGUUUCUACCUGGGCACCACAUUUGCAGGUUCUAUGUACAUACUAGGAACCAUGGAAAUUUUUUUGACAUACAUAAUGCCCAAUGCUGCUGUGUUUAAAGCAGAGACUGGAGAGCCAACUGGAAUGCAAAAUAACAUGCGCAUUUAUGGGACAUGCUGUUUAGUUAUCAUGACUCUGGUAGUGUUUGUUGGAGUGAAAUAUGUCAACAAGUUGGCUUUGGUCUUCCUGUCCUGCGUAAUGCUGUCAAUUAUGGCCAUCUAUGCAGGGGUCAUCCAAUCUGCCAUCAAGCCUCCCAAUUCUCCAGUUUGUCUGCUAGGCAACCGCACCUUGCAAAAUUCUAGGUUUGACAAGUGUUUAAAGACAGAGCUCAUCAACAACGUAACCACCCCCACCCAACUAUGGAAGCUUUUUUGUGAAGGUGGCAUUGAAAAUGCAACAUGUGAUGAAUACUUCACCCAUAACAAUUUAACAGAGAUUCAAGCUGUUCCUGGCUUGCUCAGCGGGGUCAUAUCAGAUAACAUGUGGGGACACUACGGACAAUACAGGGCAAUAGUGGAGAAGGAGGGACAGAGUUCAGAACGAGCUUCAGAUAACACCAAUGACAUUUCAUAUUAUGUCCUCAAUGACAUCACUACCUUCUUCACCCUUCUGGUUGGAAUCUACUUCCCUUCAGUUACAGGAAUUAUGGCUGGGUCAAACAGGUCUGGAGAUCUUCGAGACCCUCAGAGGUCCAUUCCCACUGGUACCAUUAUGGCUAUUGCAACCACCUCCAUUAUCUACCUUUCCUGUGUGGUGUUAUUUGGAGCAUGUAUUGAAGGUGUGGUACUGCGAGACAAGUAUGGCGAGUCAGUUAAAGGGACUCUAGCUGUUGCAACACUAGCUUGGCCAUCUUCGUGGGUGAUUGUGAUUGGCUCAUUUUUCUCCUGUUGUGGGGCGGGGCUACAGAGCCUCACCGGUGCUCCCAGGAUCCUUCAGGCUAUAGCUCGAGAUGGCAUCAUGCCAUUCUUACAGGUGUUUGGUCAUAGCAAAUCUAACGGUGAGCCAACCUGGGCCUUACUCCUAACUGCAGCAAUCUGUGAGAUUGGGAUCCUCAUUGGUUCCCUGGAUCAUGUUGCUCCCAUCCUCUCAAUGCUUUUCUUGAUGUGUUACCUCUUUGUAAACUUGGCCUGUGCUGUCCAAACACUUCUACGCACCCCAAAUUGGAGGCCAAGAUUCAAGUUCUACCACUGGUCCCUCUCUUUUCUUGGGAUGAGCCUGAGUCUGUCCCUUAUGUUUGUCUCAUCUUGGUACUAUGCUUUGGUUGCCAUACUGUUUUCUGGAUGCAUGUACAAGUACAUUGAAUACAGAGGGGCAGAGAAGGAAUGGGGAGACGGGAUUCGAGGAUUAUCCCUUAAUGCAGCCCAAUAUGCCCUAAUAAAAUUGGAGGAGGCGCCACCUCACACCAAGAACUGGAGACCUCAGCUGCUGGUGCUCCUAAAGUUGGACUCUGACUUGGGGGUAAAACAUCCACGUCUGCUCUCCUUUACCUCACAGCUGAAGGCUGGGAAAGGCCUGACCAUCGUCUGCUCAGUGCUGGAGGGCACCUACAUGGCUCGUGAGGCAGAUGCGAAGCUCUCUGAAAAGAAUAUCAAAGCGGCCAUGGCAAAGGAGAAAACGAAGGGUUUCUGUCAUGUGGUGGUGUCCUCUAACCAGCGGGAUGGUUUCUCUCACCUGAUCCAGUCUGCAGGCCUGGGUGGCAUGAAACACAAUGCAGUGCUGAUGGCCUGGCCCAGCAACUGGAAACAAGCCGAGAGCUCCCUCUCCUGGAAGAACUUCAUCGAAACCGUCAGAGAGACAACAGCUGCCCACCAGGCCCUGUUAGUGGCGAAAAACAUCGAUACAUUUCCCACAAACCAGGACCGGUUAGCUGAGGGUACCAUUGAUGUCUGGUGGAUUGUCCAUGAUGGUGGUCUACUCAUGCUUCUUCCGUUCCUGCUCCGCCAGCACAAGGUUUGGAGAAGGUGUAAGAUGAGGAUCUUCACAGUGGCUCAGAUGGAUGACAACAGCAUCCAGAUGAAGAAAGACCUACAGAUGUUCUUGUACCAUCUGCGUCUUGAUGCAAAGGUGGAAGUUGUGGAAAUGCAUGCAGGCGAUAUUUCGGCCUUCACCUAUGAGAAGACCCUUGUGAUGGAGCAACGCUCUCAGAUGCUGAAGCAGAUGCAGCUUUCUAAGACAGAGCGAGGGAGAGAGAUUCAAAGCAUCUCGGAUGAAUCCCGGAAUUCCAUCAGGAGGAAGCCCUGCAGAGAGAAACCAACUCAAAGCAACAAGUUUCAAGUGCCAACUAUAAUUCUGGACGAGGAGGCUCAGCUGAUUCAUGACAGGAACACUAAGUCACAUGCCACACUGAACGACAAGGCCACGCCAACUUCUGACCGGGUCCAUAUGACCUGGACUAAAGAGAAGCUGAGUAGUGAGAGAAACCGCCAUCGGGAAGCUCACAUGACUGUGCGGGACAUCUUCAAUAUGAAACCAGAGUGGGAGAAUCUGGAUCAGACUAACGUGAGAAGAAUGCACACUGCAGUCAAACUGAAUGAGGUUGUAGUCAACAAAUCCCAGGGAGCCCAACUGGUGCUGCUGAAUAUGCCAGGACCACCCAAAAACAAGGGCGGAGACGAGAAUUACAUGGAGUUCCUGGAGGUCCUCACAGAGGGAUUGGACCGGGUGCUGCUGGUCCGAGGUAGCAGCAGGGAGGUCAUCACCAUUUACUCAUAGCAGACAGUGAGGAGAGACUGUCCAGAGCUGCACAGAUGGACUCAGGACAGGCAAUAGCACUCCAGCUGCAGGCCAGUACAACACAUUUGAGGAUUCUUCUCAAUAUCUUUUCAUUUAGAGUUGUCCACUCGUGAUUGGCUCGACAAACACAUUUUAAUACCAAGUGUAAACAGGGUCCUUGGAUGUGGUCUUUAAUAAUCAUUUAAAUAAAGACAGGCCAAAGACUUCGAUUUAUCCCAUACGGCUUGAAGAGAGUGACAUCAGCUGUUGCAUUGCUGAGUCAUAUGACUACAAGGGACAGUGUUUGAAUCAUUAAAGUGCUUGUAAUUUAUAUGUAUUAAAUGUAUAUACUGUAUGUUUGUAUCUCAUCACAUUCUUCUGCUGAGCUUUAUGCACUGUGAUGUUAGUCCGAUUCAUAAGAUUUUUGUUUUGAUAUCAGUAUUGCUCACUUUGCAGUAUGUGUAAAAAUCAUGAUUAUAUCACCAGCCAAAUCAUAUGGUUGAAGCCUGUUAGUAUUUUUUGUUGUUGUUGUUGUUUUAAUACUCUUUUUCCCCUAAAUGUUUAAUAUGUAGCAUUUUUGCAGUCAAGUUUCCAUCCCGUUUUUGCGCUGCUUUGUUAUCGACCAAAGAGAAUAUGCGUAAAAAAAAACUUUGCGAAAAUUGCUGUCUACAGCCUGUUUCCAUCCAACUGGCCUUUUACCGAUAAAAUGGUGUGCGUGAUGACGUCAUCCCUAAAAAAAACUAAUUGUCGCAUAAGUUUUGGUGUAUCGCAAAAAAAAUUGCCCUUGAGCUGUUUCCAUA
Messenger RNA from Sinocyclocheilus rhinocerous, 5092 nucleotides. RefSeq names its product solute carrier family 12 member 7-like. Gene Ontology annotation, biological process: chloride ion homeostasis; potassium ion homeostasis; chloride transmembrane transport. NCBI's taxonomy places the organism in Eukaryota, Metazoa, Chordata, Actinopteri, Cypriniformes, Cyprinidae. Gene Ontology annotation, cellular component: plasma membrane. The transcript has 26 exons. The record is from RefSeq and is a predicted model, not a curated record. The coding region runs from base 933 to 4292 and encodes 1119 amino acids. Gene Ontology annotation, molecular function: potassium:chloride symporter activity.